AUGGCACGGGCAUGGCCAUUCGCUGCCUUGUGGCGGCAGGCAGUUGGGUAUGCAUUUGCUAUCGCGCUGGUUUUAGAGCGCUUUCCGACAUGCACCCAAGCAGUCGCUUUGAGAACAGAGGCACAGAUGAUGGGCAACAAUCCUGUGAAGAAGAUCAUUGACAUGCUGGAAACGAUGCGAAACAAGGUGCAGGAGGAGGGUGAGGAAAAGUCCAAGGUUUUUGAGAAGUACAUGUGCUAUUGCAAGUCCAGCGCAGCGAAGUUAAAUUCGGAGCUUGAUCAGGCCGCAACAGGUUUACCCCAACUCCGGUCCCGAGUUCGGGAGGUCAUCGCUUUGCAAGCAACAUUGGAAUCCGAAGUGUCGCAGCACAAGAAGGAUCGGGACGAAGCCAACAAUGCGAUGGCCAGUGCAUCCGCCCUGCGCAAGAAGGAGUCGGAGGCGUAUCUGAAGGAGUCUACAAGUGAGAAGCAGACGUUAGAUUCAGUCACAGAGGCCAUCAAGGCACUGGAGAAGGGCCAGGGCCAGUCUUUCCUCCAGACCCAGCAGGCUUUGGCAUUGCAAAGGUUAUCCAUGUCAGCUGACAUGACAACUGAGCACCGGGACUUAUUAUCUGCUUUCCUAGCAGGUGAGCAGCAGCCUUCCAGCAGCCGCAUUGUGGGCAUGCUCAAGCAGAUGAAGGAGGAGAUUGCCAACGAUGUCAGUGAGUUGGUGGAGAUGGAAAAGCAACGGCUGGCAGAGCAUGAGAGCCUGCUAGAAGCCAAGCAAAAAGAAGGCGAGGCAGCGAUGAAAGCUAUGGAAGAAAAGAUGUUGCGACUCGGUGAGCUCAAAGUCGAAGCUCAGAUGGUGAAAGAUGACAUCCAGGAGAAGGUGGAUGGUCAAAAGGAGAGCUCAGAUUUCUUCCUUGAUUUGAACCAGACCUGCGAAGCGAAGCAACAGGCUUGGAAUGCCUACCAAGCCUCUCAAGCAGAGGAGAUCCAGGCUUUAACAGAAACCGUGGAGUUCUUGGAGGAGAACGAUGUACAGCAUGCGGUACGCGGUGCAUUGACAAGUUCCUCCCUGGUGCAGAAGUUGAAGACCCGUCCAGCGCCUGCCUUCUCUUGGCCCGAUUCCGGCUUUUAUGCAGGGGGUCGGCUCAGCCUCCUGCAGCUCAGUGCUGGAAGUGCACGCGAUCAGGCCUCUUAUGGACGGACAGCAGACUAUGCCUAUGCCGAGAUGGGUUUGCGUGGGGAUCGGCCAAGCUUGGAAGUUGCCAUUAACAAGAUUGUGGAUCUUCAUGGUGUUCUUGAUAAGGAGCAGGCAUCUGACGAGGACCGCAAGAAAUACUGUGAAAAGAAGCUACGUCAGGCCGACUUGGCCCAGCAGAGCAAAGAACGCGAAAUCCAGGAUGCGGCGAGCAUCAUGGCAACUUACGAGAACGAGCUGAGCACCGUGGUCGACGAGAUUAAAGAUAUGGACAAAGGCAUGAAGGAGCUUGAUGCACAAGUGACAGAAGUUACAAACACGCGCAAGAGCGAGCACGAGGCAUUUGUCAAAGCACGGGAUACAAACAAUGAAGCCCUUGAACUCCUGGAUGUGGCAGCACAGCGCAUCGAGCGGUUCUAUUCACGCAGUUUCGUUCAGGUGCAGCACAACACAACAUACGGGGCUUCGAGGCUGGCAAGUUCCAAGGCUGUCCCAGAGGCCGACCUGACAUAUCGCAAGCAAGGCGAGUCCUCGACUCGGCUCGUCAUGCUUUUCAGCCGCAUCAAGGCAGACAUCCAGAAGCAGACUGAGACCUUGGAGUCAGAUGACAAGGUUGGACAGGCGGAGUAUGAGAACAUCGUCAAGAACUCCAAUCAGAAAAAGCUGAUCAGCAACAAGAGCUUGGGGAGCAAGCAGGCGGCCAAAGCAGAGCUUCAGGUCACACUCCAACGAAGUCGUGAGGAGUUGCGAUCACAGAAACAGGCACUUCUUGCCGUGGAGGAGGAGAUCCGAGGUCUACAUGCUGAAUGCGAUUUCCUGUUAAAGAAUUUCGACAUGCGACAGGAUGCCCGGCAAUCUGAGCACCGCUCUCUCACUCGUGCUAAAGCUACGCUUGAAGCAGCAAGUGAGAGCUGA
Molecule: messenger RNA, 2097 nt
Organism: Symbiodinium natans
Lineage: Eukaryota; Dinophyceae; Suessiales; Symbiodiniaceae
Source: the annotation of a GenBank genome assembly